Messenger RNA from Myripristis murdjan (pinecone soldierfish), 3546 nucleotides. It is a transcript of the gene cfap69, whose product is annotated as cilia and flagella associated protein 69. Bases 1 to 2766 code for a protein of 921 amino acids. The record is from RefSeq and is a predicted model, not a curated record. Gene Ontology annotation, biological process: response to odorant; positive regulation of flagellated sperm motility; olfactory behavior. The transcript has 23 exons. Gene Ontology annotation, cellular component: sperm midpiece; non-motile cilium. Lineage: Eukaryota; Metazoa; Chordata; Actinopteri; Holocentriformes; Holocentridae.
AUGGAUUCAAGCAAAGUGGUGCUGAGGAGGAAACCAGACGUACCUGUGAUCAGACAAAUCACAUCAAACAAGAACCAACACAUCCAUGGGAUCCCCAAUAAGUGUCUUGAGCUCAGUAAGGUGAUUCGCCUUCUUGAGGAUCCUUUGACAGCUUCACUGAAGGAGAGGCACCUUUUCGUGCUGAAGAAACUGCUGAAGAGGUGCCAGAAUGGCUUUCUUCUGAGAGAGCUGACGGGCUUAUCCAAAAUCCUCAAUAUAUGUGGUGAGAGAGUGAAGGAUCACCCUGAGUAUGUGUCCGUGCUGUGUGAGGCACUCAGCAUUUGUAGGCUUCCUUUCCUGAAGGAGAAGAUGUCUGAUGAGCUGACCUACGCAGGCGACGCCAGGGACUUCCUCUCUCACUUGGGCUGUUUGAUGAGGCUGUCGAGCGCUGAAGUAAGACACCACGUAUGUGACUGUGUUAAAUCCUUCUACAGCUGUGUGGCUCCCAGACAGCUGCUGGACGGGCUGCAGCCCACCAGUCCAGGCUACAAGCUGCAGCUGCUGGAGCAGAGCGGCCUGGCCGAGACGCUGCUGCUCUCCAUGGCAAUACUGGAGAACCAGCCUGCUGUCAAGCUCCAGGUCCUGCAAACACUUCAGAUCCUCUCCAGCUCCUCUGAUGUGAACUGUGCCUUGAUCACGAAUGCACGAGGGGCAGAGACAGUCUGCCUCCAUAUGAACGAGGCCGACCCGUCAGGUGAAGUCCUGUUCCGCUCCUCGGAGGUCCUCUGGAACCUGCUGGAGCGAGGCAGCAGGCAGCAGGUCGCCGCCCAGCUCUGCACCGUGGACUGUGUCGUAGCUUUGAAAGAAGCAUUUUUUCAGCAGCUAACAAACGGCAACCGACUCUGUGACCUCCAGCUGAGAAACGACCUGCUGGUCAUCCUUACUCUGGUCGCUGAAAACCCCCAAGCCCCUCUCAUUGAGAGUUUAUUUGCCAAGGAGCUCAUGGUUUUUGUCACAUUUCCAGAGUUGAAAAGUCCCAACCCAUUGGUUCGCAACCUUAAGUUCAACUACAGCAGUGAAGACUUUGAGAUGAAGAAGCUGCUGUUAAAUCUGGCUGUGCUCAUGUCGAAGGACUUAAACGUUCUGCAGCUCUUUAAAGAGAGCCAAGUGAUGCUGGCUCUGCUGACGCUGGUGAAGCCGCCUGCGGCCUCCACUGAGGGCCGGUCAGGUUCACACCGCUGGUCCUCCUUCCAGCAGGAGGAGCUGCAGCUGCAGGCCCUGGCCUCUUUGGCCAUGGUUGCUCCUCUCAUGCUGGACGACUACAUGGCCAAUCAUGGCAACAGCUACCUGCUGCAGCUGCUGGACUGGUGCACUGACCAAGAUCCUUACUUUGGCCAGGGUCACAGCUUCCAUGGGACUGGAGGGAGAGGCAGUAAGAAGGCUCAGAUGCACUACUGUGUCCGGGUGCUGAGAUCCAUGACGUCUUUGAGCAACGAGGACGUCACCCAGGAUCUCUGUGAUCAGGGGCUCAUCAACCAGCUGCUGGGAAUUUUGAUGCAGAUGGCAGGGAGGCCUGAUGAAGGGGAUGAUGUCACCUUGGAGAUCAUGUCGGAUAUUCAGCUGAUUCUCUCAGAGUUGUGCGAGAGCGACCUGCACAGAAAGGAGCUGUUUGGGUCAGAGGGAGUGGAGAUGGCAGUGCACUUCCUAAAGGCGAGUCCUGAGCAGUUCUACAGCGGCCUGGGACACAACAAACUCAUCCUCUCCACGGUGGACUGUGUCUGGUCCUGUAUUGUGGGUUGCUACACCACAGAGGAUUACUUUUUGGUCAAAGAGGGAGUGUUUCUCCUGCUUGACUUACUCCAUUCGAGCCCCAGGAACGUGCACGGAGUCGUCCUGGCCACGCUGCUGGAGUUAUGUGACAACCCGAAGACCGUGUCUCACAUCCUGGGCUGGAGGGACGACAGGGGCGGGACGGCUCCCAGGCUCCUGCUGCAGCUCUGGAGGGAGGAGGAGGCCGAGCUGGGCGUCAGCAGGGAUGGAAAUGGAGCGAUCGCAGAUCCCAAGAGGCCCAUCCUUGGCUGUUACCAAGCAGAGGACGCCCCGCUCUCUUUCCCUGCCAACAGGCCCAGUGCAGCAGUGAUGGACGUAUCAGAGAACCUGCGAUCCAAGAUUUACUCCAUCUUCUGCAAACUUGGUUUUCAGGACCUUCCUGGAUUGUCAGCAAACGAUUACGUCACCCUGAGCAUCGUCAACAGAUACCUGGACUUUAAGGUGGGAGAGGUGUGGGAGGAGAUCAGCAGGGAGCUGGUGCUGGACGGCGUGAGGCCGGUCACUCCUGACAAGGAGACUCUGGACACCAUCUCUAAGAUCAGCGAGGACACAGCCAGGAGGGUCGCCGCCGAGCAGGCCAGCUUCCUGCAGCAGCAGAACGACAAGGACAUCAGCGAGGAGAUGCUCAUGUACACAGAGAUGAGGUCCCAUCGGAAGAAACAGGAGCUCAUAGCGAAGUUGUGGGACGAUUAUGUCGCCAAGACAUCAAACUACAAGAUCCUUCAGGAAGCAAAAGCACAGAGGGACAAACACGCUGAAUCGUCCAGACCUGAAGAUGGCAGACAUCAGCCUGCAGAGCUCUUCAUCGGCCGAGUGAUGAACAUGCCGAGCGGCCUGGCUCAGCAGACGCAAGGCGCUGAGCUCCUCCUGGCCGGAGAGGCCAUCAAGGGAACCGGUCAGGGCGUCUCGGCCUCGCCUCACGACACCGAAUACCUCAGCAGUGUCUCAGUCAAAUAAAUCCAAGCUCUAGGUACCACUGGUUCAUAAAAUAAACAUUAUCCUAAUCACUUAUCAUCAUGUUGGAUUAAUUUUAGACUAGAUGUAAACGUGAAUAUUCGGAGAAUAUCCGCACCAAGCAGAUAGUGGAGAGUAAGCACACCAAAAAUCAUAUUACCCUCCUUUUCAUUUUGCAAAAUACCACUUCACAACCUUUCUGAGCUGAUCAUGUUACACUCUACUACUAUUUAAGUAUCAGACUUAUACAAUAACAAAAACUGGCUUGAUGUAGAGGUUGGUCUUGAACUUAUGCUGGUAGUUUUACUCAUUUCAUAUUAAAAGGGGACACAGGAAUAGCUGGAAACAAUUUGUAAAUAAAAUCAGAUGUACACUAUCAAGGCAUAGUUAGAGACGAUGACCCGAUGUCAUCACUAGUACCUGCAGUUUAAUUUUAGGUUACUAGUUAUGUUCCAUAUUUCCCUCUCAUUGGAUGGGAAAUAUGGAACAUGUCUUCAGCUGUUUCUUGAUGGACAAAUAGUCCCCAAAUUCUUGCUAAAUCUACAAGACAUCUAACAGUGGUCUGUAUAUGAUCUGACAUGGAAGGAAAAAUUGUCAAGUGACAGCUGAGGACAUCCUUUACUGAUCUUUUGCCUUAAUAUGCUGCACUUUGAAUGUUUUGUACAUGGGUUCUUUCGAUGCUUUUCUGUUUUAAUCAGUGUUUUACAUUCUGCUGUAUGUAAGUUCUGCUAUAAGUAUUUUUAUAAGGAUAUGGUUGGACUGACAAAAUUAAACUGAUUCUGA